This is a messenger RNA of Mollisia scopiformis, 582 nucleotides long. RefSeq names its product putative tubulin-specific chaperone Rbl2. Lineage: Eukaryota; Fungi; Ascomycota; Leotiomycetes; Helotiales; Mollisiaceae. Gene Ontology annotation, biological process: tubulin complex assembly; post-chaperonin tubulin folding pathway. Gene Ontology annotation, molecular function: beta-tubulin binding. The transcript is spliced from 2 exons. Gene Ontology annotation, cellular component: microtubule cytoskeleton; cytosol. Bases 116 to 481 code for a protein of 121 amino acids. The record is from RefSeq and is a predicted model, not a curated record.
GUAAUUUAGGGGUCAUGUACGCUAAGCCUAAACGAUAAAUACCCCGCGAGCUAAGUAAAGAAAAUCUACAACCCCUCAACGGGUGCUUGUAACCAUAAACAAAUUGAUUACGAACAUGGCACCACCAAGCGCUCUCACGAUCGCGACCUCAUCAGUCCAACGACUGAUGAAGGAAGAGGCUUCCUACCACAAAGAGUUGAAGAGUCAAGAAUCGCGUCUGGAGAAAUUGCUGGCAAGCAAGUCUGAGGACGAGAAUGCGGAGUAUUCUCUGAAGCAAGAGCGUACUGCCAUCGAAGAAACUAAGGCUGUGUUCCCACCUUUGACUGAACGUCUCGAAGAUGCCGUACACAAACUCGAGGAUAAGCUCGAUGCAGAGAGAGACAACGGUGCAAGCGCAGAAGAGGUCUCGAAGGCGGAGGGAGUCAUUACAGAUGCUAAGAAAGUAAUUGCAGAUGCGCGAGCGGCUGCUGAAUCGAAGUAGACUUUGGUUAGGAGGAGUAAUGAUGUUACGAAGCACAAAUAGAUGGCAUGAUACCCGAAGUCAAUGGUGGGAGUGUUCUGAUGCGUUUUCACAAGCAUCUG